CGCAUAAGUGCUGCGGUUUAAAAGUCGAGUGAGGAUACUGUAACAGUGGGAGUUCUCAACGACGAUUUUCACUACUGGUGUUUCUUCAGAAAUGGCUUUUAUUACUAAGCUCACGAUACCUCUGCUGCUGGUAGCCUGUGCGAUGAGAGGAUACGAGUGCAUUCUCGAAGGUGUGGAGUUUACGUGCAACGUAGACGAGUUCCGAUGUGAUAACAAACAACGUUGCAUUUUGUAUUCACAGCGAUGUGAUGGGGUAACACAGUGUAAAGAUCAUGAAGAUGAGGAAAACUGCCCAGAGAGGUUGAUGGAUUUGUUGGAGGAGAUGCUUGCCGAACGUCUGGAAAACCCCGACGACAUGCCCCAGCUUUCGCGCUCGGCAGGGCAAGGCAUACCAAUCAUUAGGAGUUCUAGGGGAAAGAAUGUUCUUGUUGACAUUAUAGUACGCGAAGAAGAUGAAAAAAAUAGACCAAAAGGAAGUCUCCUGGAUGAAUAGCAGGAAGACUGUGCAAAGAAAGUAAGGCCGUAUCUGAAUUGGCGGCUACAGCUAUACGGCUACGACUAUUGCUAAUAGUUGCUUGGUAUACGCCAAUGCAUGAUGAUGCGGAAAUCUAGCCGUAGCCAUAACUGUAGUCGCUAAUUGGGACACGACCUUUAAAGGCAGUGGACACUAUUGGUAAUUACUC
Asterias rubens (European starfish) is the source of this 683-nucleotide messenger RNA. RefSeq lists its product as uncharacterized. Bases 92 to 493 code for a protein of 133 amino acids. Lineage: Eukaryota; Metazoa; Echinodermata; Asteroidea; Forcipulatida; Asteriidae. Gene Ontology annotation, molecular function: protein binding. The record is from RefSeq and is a predicted model, not a curated record. The transcript is spliced from 4 exons.